UCGACGUCGAUGUUGUCAUAUAGAUAAUUGUAGAUUGUAGACGAUAGUUAUUUUUGUUUCGUUCUGUGGAAAUAUCGGUUGUUCAUUUGGUCUCUCUUGGUUUGUUCAUUUCUUUCCUCAAGUUUCAAUCUUUUUCAUCUUCAUUUUUGAAUUUUGACUAGUUUGUUUUGAUUUGGUGGAAUUUUUUUAAAGUUAGGUUAGAAGUUAGAGUCAAUUAACGCCCGGUAAAGAAUAGAAGAUCCAUAUUUUUAAAAAAAUCAAGAUUCAUUAGUACUUUAAAAUUUAGUAAAAGAAUAGUGAAUAGUCUUAAACUUAAACUAAAAAAGUCAUAGCAUAACUCACAAAAAAAACUUUCUUCAUCUGUUUAUUUAUUUUUGCUUUAUUUUUUGUUCUGCCAAAAAACUGAAAAAGAGAGGAUAAUGAAAGAGAUGUUGGUUGGUUUUUUGAGUGCUGUGUUGACGGCAGGUGUCAUAUUUAAUGCAUUCAAUCAAAAGAAGCAAUUCUAUCCAUCCGUCGUCUACAUCACCAAGUCAAGUCCAAGUAUGGCCAUUUUAUAUGCCCAAGCUUUAGUACUGGUUGUCUUCUUGGGAAAAUUUAUGAGAAAAGUCUUUUUUGGUCAACUUAGGCCAGCUGAGAUGGAGCACUUGAUUGAGAGGUCAUGGUAUGCAGUCACUGAAACAUGCUUAGCAUUCACAGUUUUUCGUGAUGACUUCAGUCCAAGAUUUGUGGCACUUUUCACAAUGUUAUUAUUUGUUAAGUGUUUCCAUUGGCUGGCUGAAGACAGAGUUGAUUAUUUUUUUAAUUACCAGAUGGAAAGAAGCCCGGUGAUAUCAGUUCUAUUCCAUGCCAGAGCCAUUGCUCUGUUGGCAUUGCUGACAAUGGUUGAUCUGUACUUCACGAACCAUGCAUACCACAACACUUUGAUCAAGGGUCCCUCUGUUCAACUGGUCUUUGGGUUUGAGUAUGCCAUUUUGUUGACCAUGGUACUACACAUCCUGAUCAAGUACAUGUUACACACAAUCGAUCGUCAGAAUGAGAAUCCAUGGGAGAACAAAGCAGUGUACCUCUUAUAUUCUGAACUUAUGCUGGGUUUUCUCAAGGUCGUUCUUUACAUCCUGUUUCUAAUCAUCAUGGUGAAGGUUCACACAUUUCCUCUGUUUGUGGUCAGGCCCAUGUACCUCACGUUUAGAGAAUUCAAGAAAGCCAUGAACGAUGUCAUUCUGUCUAGAAGAGCAAUCCAUAACAUGAACACAUUAUACCCAACAGCAACACCCGAAGAAUUGGCUUCUGGUGAUAAUGUGUGCAUAAUAUGUCGUGAAGAAAUGCACAGUAAUGCAAAGAAAUUGCCAUGCAACCACAUUUUUCACUCCAACUGCCUGAGAUCGUGGUUCCAAAGACAACAGACCUGCCCAACUUGCAGAAUGGAUGUUUUCAGAAACACACCGGCAUCUACUAACAACAGACAGCAGGCAGCAGUUCCACAGGCAGCAGCCAAUGCCCAACAGCCACAGGCUGCUGACAAUGUUCAACCACAGCAGCCAGCACCACAACAGAUGCCACCUAAUUUUCCUGGAUUUGUCCCCAUUUUCUUUCCACCUCAAGGCUUGCAACCAAAUCCUUUGCCUGUCUCAAGUUCUCAGUCAUCGUCGUCUUCAUCAUCGCUUUCAUCAUCGUCAACAUCAUCUCAACAAUCAUCAGCUGCUCACACAGCCACCACAUCAGCUCCAGGAAUUAGUUCCAUACCACAGCCAUUUUCUCUUCCAUUCAUUCCUUCUCCUCACUCAUUCCUUUACCCUUCAUCCAGCAUGAUGCCUCCGUAUAGUUUUCCAUUUGGUUUUCCACCUACCUUUGGUUCCACACCAUCCUUCCAAGUUCCAAACCUGGCUCAAUUGACCGCCUUUGAACUUCAAGCAAUGGAAGGGCAAGAAAGAAGGAAUGUAGAAGCACGCAUACAGUGCUUGAGAGAUAUACAAACGCUCCUUACAGCAGCAGUCAAUCAGAUGCAGCAGUAUAUGAGCGUUGUUGUAGCCACCACGGCAGCCUCACAUGAUCCUUCCCCGGUCAGCUUAGAUGGUGGUAGAAGUGGAAGUCAGAGUAAGGACUCAAAAAACGAUGUUCUUAGCAACAACGUUUUUAGCGAUGUCAGUGCUGGUGGUAGUAGUAGCAGAAAUACUGAAAUUGGUGUCAAUGGCAACAGUAACGUAGUUAUCAAUGCAACGAGUAGUCAUGUUGCCGCUAGCAAUGCUGAUGGAGCUGGCAGCAGCUUUCUGGGUACUGAUGAAGAGACUGCAACCCAAGAGAAUAGAGAUGCUGGUGCCAAUGUUGUCAGGAAUCUUUCUGAGAUUGGAGAAAAUUUAGAAGGAAACAAAACAAAUGUAGUAAAAGAACAUCAAUAAUGUUGAAAAAAGCAUAUAUUUCACGAGAUUCGUUGCCCUCUGGUGAAAUUGGUCAGCGGGGUUUCUAUUCUAAAUUUAUUUCACAUGUCAUUAAUGAUCAACAGAUGGUAAUUAAUUAUUUGCUUGUUUGGUUGAGACUGCAGACUCUGCACUUAAUAACAUAUUUCAAUAUAAGUACGUACUUAUGCAUGUUUGUGAGUGUGCACAACCACGUUUCAUCAAUUUAUUUCAUUUGAUUCAUUUUAACAAAAUAAUUUGUGUAAAUUUUUUUUUAAUUUUUUUUAAUAAAUUCAAAUUAAUGAAAAUGUGACUUAACUAAACAUUCAGACUAAAAUGGGUGAAAGAAUAUAUAAAGUGGCUACAGCAUAAAAAAUUUUCCUGUCAGUCAAGAUUUUUCUUGCAUAGUGUAUUUUCACAUAUCAGACAUGAUUUUUCGACGAGUGUUCAAGAUCUAAUAUUUUUUAAUAUUCUUGAGAACAACACAAAUCAAUGUUCUGAUGUUUUUAUUUGUUCUUUAAAAAAUUUUAUUAAUUAAUAAUGUUAUUUGAUGAGUAAUAACUUAAAAAUCAUUAGGCAAUCCAAGGUGAUGGCCGGAAAGUUUUCAUGACAAAUUCAAUUUUUCUCUUCAUCUCGGAGUUGUAUAUUCUUUUGCAUCGCUCCAAACUGACUCGUUUUCUUAGUUGGUAUGGUUUCUCAUAAUACAUGUUACGUCGAGCUCUUUCAAGCACUUUAUCAUUUCUUAAAAUUCUUUGAAAAAUUUUUUUUGCAUUGUAAAAAAAACAUUAAAUAUUUGAAAUU
Helobdella robusta is the source of this 3194-nucleotide messenger RNA. RefSeq lists its product as hypothetical. Bases 420 to 2396 code for a protein of 658 amino acids. The record is from RefSeq and is a predicted model, not a curated record. Lineage: Eukaryota; Metazoa; Annelida; Clitellata; Rhynchobdellida; Glossiphoniidae. Gene Ontology annotation, cellular component: cytoplasm. The transcript has 13 exons.